Molecule: messenger RNA, 960 nt
Organism: Symbiodinium natans
Lineage: Eukaryota; Dinophyceae; Suessiales; Symbiodiniaceae
Source: the annotation of a GenBank genome assembly
AUGAACUUCAUGGGCUUCCUCGUAGUUCCGUCAUAUUUGACGAUGUAUAAACUGCCGCGCUGGCAGUUGAGAUCAGGUUUUUGGCUGGCGAUGACUUGCGUCGGUGCAGCCAAAGGCCCGUUGAGCCUCUGCUUUUGCUUGAGCGUCUUCGUCUUUGCGGCACCUGUGAUCUUCGACCUGCGAUUCCCUGCCCGGCCUUGGUUCCUCUCCUGGAUGGAGGAUCAGGGUUUCAAGAAGUUCUUGGCGAGAUGUGAGCUGCGCGGAUGCCUCGACGACGUGAAGCCGGAGAAGACGCUAUUUGCAUUCCAUCCACAUGGGGCGGUGUGCCUUGGCUUCACCGUCAACGGCAUCUUCGACACGAAGUUCGUGGGCAAAUCAGCCAAGAUUGCAUUUUUGAUCGAUGAUUUCCUGCGGAACGGCAACCCCAUCUUUCGCAUGUUCUGCGACACGUAUACGACGGGCUCUUGGCAGAUGUCAACGGCCAACAAGUCCACUGUGCACAAGCUGAUGUCCGAAGGGGCGAACGUAGCGAUAGCACUUGGCGGCUUUGAAGAAGCGACAGUCUGCCAAACUGGAAGAGAUCGGGUAGUGUUGAAAUCCAGGAAGGGCAUCAUCAAGUACUGCUUACAGCAUGGUUAUAGGAUUCAUCCCGUGUAUUCCUUCGGAGAGGACGAGACGUACUGGUUCGCACCAGGGCUGCUGGACUUUCGCCUAUGGUUGAACCAAUUCAAGAUUCCUGCUAUCGCUUUCUUUGGCGAUUGGACGGCUCCCUUCUUGCCGAGACGCCAGGCCAGGAUGCUGACGGUGAUCGGCGACGCGAUAGAGUGCCCGCACAUCCCGGUGCCAUCCCAGGAAGAAGUGGAUCUGUGGCACAUGAGAUACACGAAGGGGCUGGCCGCAACAUUUGAGCAGUGGAAGGCCGAAGCCGGCAGACCACACGCCGAGUUGGAAAUCUUCUGA